GCUAUACUCAACAUACCCUCUGUGUCUUUACCGAAAACAACGUACUCUCUCUUCUCCCCCCUCACUUGUAGCCUUUUGUGCUCAACAUUCUCUCUCUCUCUCUCUCUCUCUACCAAAAACAACGUCCUCUCUCUUCCCCCCCUCGUAGCAUAUUGUGCUCCUCUCUCUCUCUCUCUCUACCUCCCCCACUAGUCAGAAAGUUUUAAUUUGUGGUGUCUUUGAAAACAAAAUGGCAGAGGUACUAACCGAAGAACAGAUUGUUGAGUUCAAAGAAGCCUUUUGUCUGUUCGACAAGGAUGGAGAUGGUUGCAUUACCAUUGAUGAACUGGCCACGGUCAUUAGGUCACUGGAUCAAAAUCCAACCGAAGAAGAACUUCAGGAUAUGAUCAGCGAAGUUGAUUCGGAUGGAAAUGGGACCAUAGAGUUUGCUGAGUUUUUGACUUUGAUGGCCAAAAAAACGAAGGAGACUGAUGCGGAGGAGGAGCUUAAGGAGGCGUUCAAAGUGUUUGACAAAGAUCAGAAUGGCUAUAUAUCAGCUAAUGAGUUGAGGCAUGUUAUGAUCAAUUUAGGUGAAAAGCUUACCGAUGAGGAGGUGGAUCAGAUGAUUAAAGAGGCUGAUUUGGACGGUGACGGCCAGGUUAAUUACGACGAGUUUGUUAAAAUGAUGAUGAACGUGGGGUGAAAAAACAAUCCCAGGCGAUCGGAUCGAAGAUGCCGCACUCAGAAUUCAUUGAAUUAUAACAUCUUUAACUCCAUAAGAAAUUUGCAUUCAUUUUUAGUAAUGUUGUUGCUGUGGUUAUGUAGCCAGCCAACCACGGAUCAUGACCACAAAUUAGAAUGACCUGAAAAAUCACUAUUUCAUUUUUGUUCAAAGCUGAAUUGUAUUCUUUCUUUUCUACUCCAGAAGUUGUUUAAAUAUGUUUUUU
Molecule: messenger RNA, 926 nt
Organism: Populus euphratica (Euphrates poplar)
Lineage: Eukaryota; Viridiplantae; Streptophyta; Magnoliopsida; Malpighiales; Salicaceae
Product: calmodulin-like protein 11
Exons: 5
Coding region: 230-682 (150 amino acids)
Cellular component (GO): myosin II complex
Molecular function (GO): calcium ion binding
Source: RefSeq, a predicted model, not a curated record